CCGACAACUCGCCGCUGUUUGCUCCGUCCACGCGCGCAGCAAGCGGCGCGGUGGUUUUCAACGCCCCUGGCUGUAAGAAGAAUCAACAGGCCGGCGCUAGUAAAAAAGCAGCGCUGCCCUGUGCCUCCUACGUGCUCCCAUUCACGGAGAAAGAGAGUCUCAAGCAAUCAAAGUCUUCCAAGCUGCAGCCGGGCAGUGCUAGUAAUAGUGCAGGCAAUACUAAAAAUCAUUCGUACACCAGUACUAGUGCAUCGAAAAUGACGAGGUGUACGAAUAAGGAAGACGACAAAUCUGCUCCCGUUCUUGCAACUACCAGCACUGAAGACGCAGCUCCAGCAGCGGGCGUUUCUUCAAAACAAGCAGAAGCAAGCAAAAAAGACUCCUCCUCCAACUCCAAGCACUGGACGCCGUCGCAUCGUCCACACUCUCGCGGACUACGAUAUGACAGGGCACAACUCCCCCGCCCCCUAAAGAUUUAGCAUGCAAAACUCCAAACCCAAGUGCUUUCCUGUGGCACUGUUUGCAUGACAGAUUCCGGAAGCCCAAACAGUACUACGCUACGCGUAUGAAUUUGUCACGCACAGGCUCCACGUGUGCUGGUGUUUGUGUUGCUGUUCAUGCAACACGAGUGAGGGGGAGGGGGGGUUGGGCCCUCUCAUAUAUGACACUCGCGACGCAGGAGGCGAGACGAGGGUCCCGGCGAGAAUGUGCCGGAUUUUCGCGAAUUUCUCGCCCAAAAUUUUCAACACAGCGCUCACAAUGACAAAACAAGCGUCGCUUCUGUUCAACAUCCGAUAUUUCAGUCUGGUUCUGGUAGCUCUGGCCCCUCUGCGAGCGCUAGUCGAGGAGGUAGUGCGGGAGCAGGGACGAGAGGCCUCCACGAAGAUGACACAAACGACCUGCAGCAAGACGAGAAGAAGGGGCCAAACACGUAUGGCAAUUACCGAGAUCGAGGCGGAGGCGGAGGCGAAUGUGAACGGUGUAAAAAUUAUGGUGCUCCUCCUGAUGGUUCUGCAGCCCCCAAGAAGACCACGAAGGCCGGACGGAUCGACCCGCGAGGCGCCAACGAUCUCUCCCUGCGUGUAAUGUCCUUAACCAAGAAAGCCGCAACGAGAACGACGGCAACAUCUUCAACCUCAUACAUCACCAACUGCAAAGCCACUACGUCUUCUACUUCGGGAAUGACGCAACUGAAUCAAGCCCAGGAAUUUCCUCCUUCCUGCAACGCUGGUGCACCUGUGCCUCCUAGUAGUUCAUGUUCUGCUCCUCGUCCGUCAGGAAGUAGAGCCCCUAGCAGCGUCUGGACCGUAACCCCGCCGGGCUCGCGCGGCGGAAGUUCCCGCAGCGCAAGACGACCAGCGCCCCGCGCGGUUGAUCUGAAAAUAGCCGAGAGCUGUACAGCCGUAUUGGGGGCCGCGGGUGAGGACUCCGGGACGACCACGAAUAGUAGUUCAUCUACGGGACGAGCAGGUGCAGGCGGAAGUGCUAGCGCAAAGCAGGUUGAUAGGCGGAACCGAGCAGGUGGCACCAGUGGCGUCGCCGACGGUGGUGCCUCGUGUGCUCUAAUCGAGAGCGCUGUUUUGCGAACAGGCGUGUAAAAAGAUGAAGGAAUGCCAUACUUAUGCAGGCGAUCCACUUCUGACUUGCCCGACCUGGGGCAUCAAAGUCGUCGUGCCGUAAUGAGAUUGCUAUGGCUACUACAUGCAUUCACGCAAUUGCAGCAGUUGCCACUACACCCGAACAACUAUUGAACUUAGUGAUUUCACAUCCAUAUGCGUAUGUAAGAUAGCUCGAUUUGUUGACAUAAUCAUAAAUCAAAUUGUUGAGCCAAGUAUAAUCUUCAAGUUUCCGCAUGUAUCUGCAGUUGUAACGUACGAGCAUUAUGUAUCAACCUUUUAGUGAUCAAACGGUUCAUCACCUACUACAGUCGAGUUUCAUAUAACUUUAACUGCGCGGCCGUCUACGUCGUAGCAGAAUCUUCCCAGCCGCAGGACCAUCAUGUAGUGAGCGUCCAGUCGUCCUCGCACAUGCACAUACGUGAGUCACGAACCGAUUUUAUGCAGCAUUUAGUUUCGGAACUUCAACUUCUUGUUCCUCACGUUGAGUACCUGAAGUAGACGAG
Molecule: messenger RNA, 2122 nt
Organism: Amoebophrya sp. A120
Lineage: Eukaryota; Dinophyceae; Syndiniales; Amoebophryaceae
Source: the annotation of a GenBank genome assembly